GCGAGCAAAGCACUUCUCUGACGCACUUCCGUGGCGCCGAAACAGGCAGGCCGUGGUACCUCGAAACUGGGAAGAUGGUGGUUACCAGGUCUGCGCGGCCUCCGGCCAGCACCCGAGCCACGUCGCCUGAAAAUUCCCAGCAGGAGAAUUCUAAAAGAAUUCAAGCACAUUCAAAAGGCAGGAAGGAAACUCCAUCUGUUGAGCCAAAUACUGCUGAAUCAGGAACCACUAGGAAACAAAGUCCAUUGCCUAGAACUCCUAAGACCAGAAAAAGGAAGAGCACAGCUACAGGCUUAUUACCAGAAAUGAACAAACCAUCUACUGAUGGAGAGAUCUCUGAAGCAGAAUCAAAUUGUUCUGUGUCCAGGCUCCAGGAACCCAUUUUAAGAAUAACUAGAAGACGGCAGAUCUUAGUUGCAUGCACCCCAGUGUCCACUGUUAGGAAGAGGCUGAAAAUAACCCCAUUAAAAGAGUCUCAUACUGAAGAAGAAGUCUCUGAAGCUGAGUCACAUGUUUUAGGUAUUUCUAGAAUUGUGCUUCCUACAGUAAUAACUACAAGAACCAUAAGAAGGCAGGCUAAAUCCCUAAAAGAUCCAAACCAAGAAUCACAUGUAGAAGCUGAUUCUGAUGCUGAGUCAUCAUGCUCAGACAUUUCAUUUUCCAGUAUUGCAACUAGAAGAACAACAAGGAGUAUGCACAGGAAAUUGCAAGCACAAAUGAAGGAGAAAGGUACUAAAAUUGUACCAGGAAAUGAAAAGCAAAUCAUAAAUGUAGCUAUGAAUUCAGAGGAUUCAGAUGCUAGACAAAUGUCUUCUCAUUCACAAGCAAGAUCUCUUUCUAAGAUAAAUCAGCCAGAUUUCUGUAGUGAUAGUGAUGACUUUGAUGAUGAUUCCCUCCACAGAAAUUCAGAAAAACAACCAACAGUGCAAAAACAUUUUAAUAUAGGAGAGGAAAAACAAGCCAGUGUUACACCUCUCAGUGAAAUACAGCAGAAUUGUAAAAGUUUAGAUGAAGAAGCUAAAGGAAUAACAGAUGAGGAAAAAGAAAUUAAUGAGAAAAAUUUGCAGCUGAAGAGUCUUUCUGAACUUCAGGACACCAGCCUUCAGCAGUUAGUUUCUCAGAGACAUUCAACCCCCGAAAAUAACAAAACCACAUCAGAGCCCUCAAAUCUGAACUGUGAGGCUGUAAUGAAAUCAUUAACUCAAACAUUUGCAGUUAUUGAAGUAGACAGAUGGAAUGAAGAGAGAAAGAGCACCAUAAAAACAAGUGACUUGACAGAACUUGGUGAUAGUGGUGGCAGUAAAGAAGACUGCGCAGAUAGAGGUGGCACUGAAGACAUGAAUGAAGAAAGGGAUACGGAUUUUGAGUAUGAUACCAACCUAUACAAGUCUGAGUUCAACACAUCUCAGGAUAAAGGUCAUUCUGUUUUAUUAGUUCUCAGCAGUGAUGAAAGCCAGCAGUUUGAGAACAGUGAGAAUGAAGAGGACACUGUGUGUUUUGUAGAAAAUAGUGGUCAAAAGGAAUCAUUAAAUGGCGUCUCAGAAAAUAUGUCAUGUGACAAUGCAUUGUUUGUAAUUGACACAACUCCUGGAUUGAGUACUGAUAAAAAUUUUUACCUGGAUGAGGGAGAUAAGGCCAGUGAGGUUGCCACUGAGGAAGAAAACCAAGAGGAGGAAGAGGAUGAACAAAGUGAAGAAGAACUAUCAGACCAUGAUGAAAAUAAAGAUGAGUCUAGUGAUGAAGAUGACUUACUAAAUAGCACAAAGUCAAAGUUUCUGAAGUUGACAAGCAGCAGCAUAGACCCUGGUCUGAGUAUCAAGCAAUUAGGUGGUUUGUAUAUUAAUUUCAAUGCAGACAAACUUCAGUCAAAUAAGAGAACACUAACACAGAUCAAGGAGAAAAAAACAAAUGAGUUUCUGCAGAAAGCUAUCAUUACUCCUGAUUUUGAAAAAAACUUCUGUGUCCCACCAUAUAGUGAAUCAAAGUAUCAACUUCAGAAAAAACGCAGAAAAGAAAGACAAAAAACAGCAGGUGAUGGCUGGUUUGGUAUGAAAGCUCCAGAGUUGACAGAUGAACUAAAAAACGAUCUCAAAGCACUGAAGAUGAGAGCAAGCAUGGACCCAAAAAGGUUUUACAAGAAAAAUGAUAGAGAUGGCUUCCCCAAAUACUUUCAGAUUGGAACCAUUGUUGAUAAUCCAGCUGACUUCUACCAUUCACGAAUUCCCAAGAAACAAAGGAAGAGAACUAUUGUAGAAGAACUGCUUGCUGAUUCUGAGUUCAGAAGAUAUAACCGAAGGAAGUACUCCGAGAUCAUGGCUGAAAAAGCAGCAAAUGCAGCAGGAAAGAAGUUUCGAAAGAAGAAGAAAUUUAGAAAUUAAGAAUCAGCAAGCAAAUCAUAGUAUUUUACAUCUCCCCUUUAUUUACUCAAGAUGUUCUGAAGACUAACACCAGAUGUUCUGAAGACUAACACCAUUACAUACAUUAACAUUGGCUGGCCCUAUCUAUAUAUAGGGGUUUCUGUUCAGAAGUUCAUUUGAAAAGAAAUCAAUUACAUGCUCUUUCCCUUGAAAUAAAGUUAGGUAUGUCUACAAAGACCCAUUCAUCCUUGGACCCUUUGAAGGGGAAAAGAAGUAAAGAACCUCAACCAUUUUAAGAUAACAUUUUUUGUAGAGUUUUCAGUGCUUGGUUAUUUAAAGAAAAAUGAGCUAAAAGACAUUUAGAAAGUAUAAAGGUUGCUAACAUUCACAAAUUUAAAACAGUAUCAAACAUAGAUAGAGGAUCCUGUAAUUACUGUAUAGGGGGAGGAUGGUGGACAGGAAACAUCCUUUUGCCAGCUGCAAAUUCAGGUCCAAGAUACUGGUGAGGUUGAGAUACAGAGAUCUGCUUGCUGCCAAUAUAAAAGCCAUAAUUGAAACCAAAGCAAUGAUGAUCAGAGAACUAAAUCAUGAAGCUAUUAAAAGGACUUAAAAGAUAAAGACUACCUAGUAAAUUUGGGUUAGAGGUAGAAGUAGCAGUAGAGCUGUUUUCCUUCCUUAGCAACUGAAACAGGAGGACUGAUUUUAUCCAGAUUCAUUGUUGUCUUCCAAGUGAAACAGGAUUAACUCAAUAUAAUUCUAAUUUGGCCAGGAGACAGAAUGGCCCAGUUUGUCUCAUCUCCCGUUGCAGAAGUAUGCAUCCUGGCUAAGCUGCCUGUGGCAGCCAAGGAAUGCUGGGUCAUUUCUACUAGAGCUUAAUAGGACAUUCUUGGUUCUGGGUGGGUUUUUUCCUUCAGGUCAUUAGGUGGGACCUCUCUGUUCACCAUGCAUACUGCUUGUGAUUUCAGUAAAUAAGUCUCAUAUUUUGCAUUUAUUGCCUGGGAUCAUAGGCAACCUAAUAACUGUCAGAUGGCAAAUUCGUAGGUGGAAUUAAGGAAGCAUCUGUAUAAAAGAGAAGCAUCUGUUCUCUUUUAUAGAAAAACCUGUAUUCUAAUCAUUUGUUAAACAAGGACCUGCUAUGAGAGGACUAAAUACCAAAACAAGAAGAUACAACAGUUAGUUUACCCUUUACACAUUCUUCCAGAAAGAAAUUAUUAGCAAAAACAACUAUUAAUCUAUUAUGCUAUGAGAACACUUAAGUUGUCAGUCAUUCUGUGUGGUGGGACAGCUCUGCACAAUUAAGAACUAGUUUUUCUCAGGCUUAGGCUAUGGAGUGGGUCAACUUCUUACCUCUUGUAUAAUUUUCUUGCUGGUUUCUGACUCGUGAAUGAAUGCUAGAAUAGGUUGAAUUAUUUGAUACUUCAAAACUGCAGUUAUGGCAAAUAUUAUGGUGCACUUUGCUGGGAAAAUGACCUCUAGUCAUUCCUAUACAAAAGCAGCAUUAGACUAAGGCAAUGUUGGAGAAAGAACGGAACCUAAGUGCUGAGUCCUACUCUGUUGCUAAGCCACAUUACAGGUCCUCACAGUAUGUGUUUUAUUUACUUUAAAAUUUUAACAUGCUCUUUUUUGUUUCCAUUGAUUUCAUUUUUAAGUUUAUUAUAUGUAAUUUUGUAAGCUACUUAGCUUGGAACAAAGUUUUAGCAAAUGUAAAAUACGUUAUUCAGUGAAAUAAACUGAAAUUACUCAACUAAAAA
This is a messenger RNA of Manis javanica (Malayan pangolin), 4108 nucleotides long. It is a transcript of the gene DNTTIP2, whose product is annotated as deoxynucleotidyltransferase terminal interacting protein 2. Gene Ontology annotation, cellular component: nucleolus. Gene Ontology annotation, molecular function: RNA binding. The record is from RefSeq and is a predicted model, not a curated record. Gene Ontology annotation, biological process: RNA processing. NCBI's taxonomy places the organism in Eukaryota, Metazoa, Chordata, Mammalia, Pholidota, Manidae.